AUGAGACCUCCACCUGGAAUGCCUCACUCUCCAAAUCAAGUGUGCAAGCUUCAUAAACCUUUGUAUGGACUUAAACAAGCACCUCGUGCUUGGUUUGAGAAGAUUUCCAAUGCCAUACUACAGUACGGAUUCAUACAAAGUGCGUAUGAUUCAACUAUGUUUACUCGAUCAACUAAGAAGGGUAUGGUUAUUCUACUCUUAUACGUAGAUGAUAUGGUUAUCACAGGUGAUGAUAUAGUAGGCAUUACUUCUCUUAAAUCCCAUCUCAGUUCAUGCUUCGAAAUGAAAGACCUGGGUCCUUUACGAUACUUUCUUGGUAUAGAAGUUGAUAAUCCAUCUGAUGGCUGUUUUAUUUCACAAGUAAAGUAUGCCUCUGAUAUUUUACAACGAGCUAGAUUAACAGAUAACAAAACUGCAAAUACACCUCUUGAACUAAAUAGCAAGAUCAAUCCUUUUGAUAGAAAAAUCCUGUCCAAUCCUACAUUGUAUCGACAACUUGUGGGGAGUCUUAAUUACUUGACUAUCACACAACCAGACAUCAACCAUGUAGUUCAUAUAGUUAGUCAAUUUAUGUCAGCUCCAAGAUCCACCCAUUAUGCAGCAGUGAUCAGGAUCUUACGUUAUAUCAAAGGCACUUUGUAUCAAGGUAUUAAAAUUUCAUCUACCUCUGAUCUUUGUCUUCUUACAUAUUCAGAAUCAGACUGGGCUGGUGACAUCACAGAUAGACGAUCAACUACAGGAUAUUGCUUAUUUCUUGGUAAUUUCUUAAUCUCUUGGGGUAGUAAGAAACAAACUGUAGUUUCUCGUUCUAGUGCUGAAGCGGAGUAUCGAUCUCUUGCACACUCAAACUAUGAGAUUUUUUGGAUGAGAUGUCUUCUUGAAGAUAUGGGAGUUCACCUAUCAAAACCAACUCCACUGUAUUUUGACGACAAGGAUGCUAUUCACAUUGCUCAUAAUGAUGUUUUCCAUGAACGUACAAAGAACAUUGAGAUUAACUAUCACUUUGUACGUCAUCAUUUCAAGAAACAGACUAUCGACUUACCUUUUGUUCCUUCAGUGAUGCAACUUGCUGAUCUUUUCACCAAAAUACUGCCUUCAGUGCGGCUCGAGUUUUUUGCUUCCAAACUCAACAUGUGUUCUUCCCCACCUUGA
Messenger RNA from Papaver somniferum (opium poppy), 1152 nucleotides. RefSeq lists its product as uncharacterized. The record is from RefSeq and is a predicted model, not a curated record. The transcript has a single exon. NCBI's taxonomy places the organism in Eukaryota, Viridiplantae, Streptophyta, Magnoliopsida, Ranunculales, Papaveraceae. Bases 1 to 1152 code for a protein of 383 amino acids.